Xiphophorus maculatus (southern platyfish) is the source of this 2105-nucleotide messenger RNA. It is a transcript of the gene igsf5b, whose product is annotated as immunoglobulin superfamily member 5-like. The coding region runs from base 369 to 1448 and encodes 359 amino acids. Lineage: Eukaryota; Metazoa; Chordata; Actinopteri; Cyprinodontiformes; Poeciliidae. The record is from RefSeq and is a predicted model, not a curated record. The transcript has 10 exons. Gene Ontology annotation, biological process: cell-cell adhesion.
UAGGUGCUAAAUUGAACCCCUGAUAAGUCUGGGCUCCAAGGAAACACCUACCAUAGCAAAGUUGAAAAAUUUAUCUCUGGUAGACGUUUUACCCAAACAUGUAAAUCAACUCACAAAUCAAGUACUAUCAGUGGAUUGUGUUUACAGAGUCGCUAUGUGUGUGUGUGAGUUUGUGUGUGUCAUGGGACAAAGUUCCCAAAGCUCAGUAAUGUUUAACAGAACAGUUUUGGGUGAGAUCACCGAACACUGGGUAUGAAGAAGAAACAGCAUGGUUAAUAUGCAUCCACUUUGUGUGUUUAUGCACAGGAACACCAGACUGAGGCUUUUCUGCCAUACAAUAGUUGACUGGCUGGACUGACAUAUUAAAUAUGGAGAUUCUUCCUCUGUUAGUGCUUGUUCUUUCAUGGUGGACUGAAGCUGCCAGAACACAGAUGAAGCUGACUCCUGCAAGCCUGACGGUUGUUGGAGGAGACGAGGCCAAAUUUAGGUGCAGCACCUCCAAUACUGCUUGGACUGUUAUGACAUGGCUGCUAGGAAAUAGACCAGUACUAACUAUCGACAAGCUGAAUGGUGUUUUACCUACUGUCAACCCGAACAUGACAGCUGUAAAAUGUUCCAAAUCAAAUACAGAAUGCUGGGAGUUUAUCCUGAGACACACAGAGAGGAGCAACCAAGGACAAGUUGCUUGUGAUCUGCAGCUCAUUGAUAGAAGGACAGCAGAGCUGUUUGUUCAAGAAAAGGGCAAUGUGAAGGUCUUCGGAGAGAACCGGUUGGCAUUUAAAGGGGAGCUGGUCCUGUUUCAGUGCCAAGCAGCGGGAUGGUACCCUGAACCCACUCUUCAAUGGCAGGUACAUGACAAAAAGGUGAGUCGGGACGAAUACAACAUCAGCACAGAGGAGAAGGAGAAUCUCUUCGCUGUCUCCAGCAACCUUAGCAUCCAGGCCGGGAGGAGCUCUGUGGUUGGCUGUCUGGUCUCAGUGUCUGCCCUCAAAAAACCUCUGGAGAGCAGCGUCAACCUAACAGUGGUCGCAGAGGUGUUGGAGGAAGAGGAUGACUGCACAAUCCUUGUGGCAGUAACUGCGUCUCUCGCUGCUCUUCUGCUGCUUGUGCUGCUCUCCAUCUGCACUGUCCUCUGCUACAGGCAUAGCAGAAAAGCAAAAAAACCCCCACAGGAGGUAUUAAGGUCCGACCAAUCGGGGUUUUGGGAAAGUUCAGUUGCUGAGGCGACAGGAGGGAAUGUCAACCAGGGGUUUUCCAGCGAGAGCACAACCGAUGUGGACAGCAGUGAGAUUAUCAUCGGAACUCGUAGCCAGAUGAGUUUUGACACCUUCCGCAAGGUCCCUGAUGUUGUACGCUCCAGCAGCAUCUCUUUGGACACUGAGGGCCGAAACACAGAGUUUCAAGAAGACAACACAUGUAGCAAUGUCAGAAGAAUUACCACUGUUUAAACACUUUUAUUUUGUAGUAUUCACUAUGUUGGAUUUACUCCUCCCAUUCCGCUAGGGGGCUCUGUAGUUACUUUGCAUUGGUAUGGGAGGGGAGGUGAAAGAAGAGAAGAAACUUACGGCAGGCCUGAGACUGCCGUUAGCUGAAGCUAACAAGCUGAAUCUACCAUAAAAUCACAUCCUACUGGCGUUCAUGAGUGUUUCCCAACGUGGUGAGUUAUAUUAAUGCUGUAAGCUGUGGGGAGAUGAGUUUUUUUUAUCUGUUCUAAGCGUGAGCUUGCUGAAUUUGCUAGCGCUAAUUAGCCCAAUGCUAGCUGCGUUUGCUGCACUGUGAUAGUUGAAUGCCGAUGUUUGUUAUAUUACGAAGUGUUCUAAGAGUAAACUUUGCCUUAUAACCGGUUAGUAAAGGCAAGCCUAGCUCCUAAAUCUAUGUUUAAGUUUGUGUUUAUUGAAUAUUGCAAUACUAAGUAUUGAUGUUUAGUUUUUACUUUAUUUACAGUUUAACCGGCACAUCCGUGUAAAAGCACUCGGCAAUAAAAUUAACAACAACAACAACGGCUAUCUUAUGUUCUCUGUAACACACUUGUAGUGUUUUAUAUUUUUUUUAAAGCACAAGGAUAAAAUGACAUUAAACUUGCUGUUCUUCAAUAAAUAAUUAUU